Molecule: messenger RNA, 186 nt
Organism: Diversispora eburnea
Lineage: Eukaryota; Fungi; Glomeromycota; Glomeromycetes; Diversisporales; Diversisporaceae
Source: the annotation of a GenBank genome assembly
AUGAAAUUCUCGUCUGCUAUGCAAAAAAUCUCACCUGCCGUCCAACAAGUAAAGGAAUUUGCGCGAAAGAAUCCCAAAAUUACUUAUAUCGGUGGGGGCAAACGGGCGAUGGGAUUUCAAGCAGGUGGUGUCGCUGCUGAAUCUUUGGCAGCUAAAUUAACGGAACCAGUGGUUCUGUUAUUCUAA